Molecule: messenger RNA, 1155 nt
Organism: Bufo gargarizans (Asiatic toad)
Lineage: Eukaryota; Metazoa; Chordata; Amphibia; Anura; Bufonidae
Exons: 8
Coding region: 1-1155 (384 amino acids)
Biological process (GO): regulation of transcription by RNA polymerase II
Cellular component (GO): transcription regulator complex; nucleus
Source: RefSeq, a predicted model, not a curated record
AUGGGACAAGGCUCAACAUCUUCAAGUGAUGCCGGGACCUCUCCUCCAAGACGUAGGCGGAGACAUGAUACGUCAUCAUCUGCGGAGGAGAGGCCUCGCGCCCCAGAGACCGCUGGAGAGGAGGAAGCUGGUGGUGGAGCACAUGAAGCGGUCGCUCCUCCCGUUGGAUCCAACAGAGGUCGUCAAUCGAAAGCCAGAGGAAGUCGGGGAGCCCGCGGCGGUCGUGUUCGUGGUUCACGACGCUCCACCAGAACGGAUGAGGAGGAAUUUGGUAGUUGUAUAAUUGACAAUGAACUCCUCAUCCAGAUGGUGGAGGAUAGACCACCGCUCUGGGACCACACAGACCGCCGCCAUGCUGACCAUCAUGGUACCCGGCUCCUCUGGCUUGAGAUAUGCGAAGUCUUGGUGCCUAAUUGGGACGACCUCAAUGAGAGUCAACGGGAGGAGUGCCGGACUACAAUCCUGGUGCGGUGGCGGUCAAUGAGGGACCGCUAUAAGAAGGACUACAACGAGGAGGUCAAGCGCCCGAGUGGUUCAGGAGGAAGCCAAAAGCGGCCGUACCGUUAUGCGGCCGCAUUAGGUUUUCUUAGAAGAACCCUACAGCUGCGAAGCACAUCUAGCAGUACUCGGGCGCAACAAGCUCCUCGUGAAGUCCUUCCAGAGUCCGGAGCUCAAGAGGCGGUCCCCGAAGAGCCGCCCACCGCGGGUCCCUCACGUCCUACUCCAACAGCUGGUCGGGACCUCAAUGUUCCCCUACCUGUGCCCUCUGGCGACGCAACAAUGGCCACAAUGGCACCACUUUUUGAGGCAUUGAUGCGUCGCCAGAGGACCGGUAGGAGCCGUCAGGCGGACUACGAGGAUCUCACAAGGCUCGUUUACGAGUCCUUGAUGGGAUAUACCAAUAGGAUUGCCGCUUUGGAGGAACAAGUGCGACGUCUGCAGGAGGGGGCGGUGCAUACGUCGCAAUUGGGUCCUGUGCAUCACUAUUGGUAUUCGUUGCUCCCCAUGAUGGAACGAUUUACGCCCGACCAGUUGUUUGAGGCCCGAAGACAGAUGUUAUUGGAUGCACCCAAUAGCGACGCUUUCUACGCUGUCUGUCUCGAAGACGUCUUCUCCAGCGCGAAACCAGAAUUAGAGCCUGGAAUCCAAAACUAA